AUGGCCUUCCUCCUUGCUCCCUAUCUUCCCAAGACUGCAGGAUGGCUCGCAUACUGGCAGCUCUUCGUCGCCACAACCGCCGUCUUCAACACCGUCCAGAACUUCGUCACCCUCAAGUUCACCCGUAGGGUCUACAACAACGUCCCCAGCGCCAGUGUUACCGCCCUCCAGGCGCGCACCUUCGCUGUGUGGACCCUCACCUCGGCUAUUAUCCGUGCAUAUGCUGCCUACAAUAUCAACAACAAAAUCAUCUAUGACAUGGCGUUCUUCACCUACCUCAUCGCGUUCGGUCACUUCUCUUCAGAGCUCUUCAUCUUCCGCACCUGUAAGCUCGGGCCGGGCGUCAUAAGCCCCGUCAUCGUCUCGACCACCAGCCUCAUCUGGAUGUUCACCCAAUACGACUUCUACGUCCGAUCCUAA
Cyclocybe aegerita is the source of this 420-nucleotide messenger RNA. The record is from the annotation of a GenBank genome assembly. NCBI's taxonomy places the organism in Eukaryota, Fungi, Basidiomycota, Agaricomycetes, Agaricales, Hemipholiotaceae.